Molecule: messenger RNA, 207 nt
Organism: Penicillium chermesinum
Lineage: Eukaryota; Fungi; Ascomycota; Eurotiomycetes; Eurotiales; Aspergillaceae
Exons: 1
Coding region: 1-207 (68 amino acids)
Source: RefSeq, a predicted model, not a curated record
AUGGGCAACUUCCACAUCUGCUCCUACUGCAGAGUAGAAAUGGAGAGGAUGAAAGGACAAACCGUAGGGCUCCACACCGCAGUUGCUUUGCUCGUAUUGGUACCUUCAAGCGGUCAAACCAUCAAGGAAAUGUCCGGAGGCAGAGGUACAGAUACUUCUGCAUGCUACCAGAUUAGCAGUGGACAAAAGUACCUGGAGUUACCCUGA